UUUUCGUAUUAUUGUCACAAACACACAUAGAAAAUAGAGUACCUACAUACAUUUACGAAUUUACAAUUUUGAAAAUCUAAAAUGAGUGAUGAGAAACUUAUAGAUGAGACGCAGAGCCAAUCAGUGGCUGGAAUGGAAGCAUUGAGAAUAGAAGUUGAUAACAAAGAAAAUAGUGAUCCAUCAAAAUCAGAUAAAUUAAAAGUCGACAUUCUACUGAAAGCGACAGGGAAUGCUCCUAUAAUGAAGAAAAAAAAAUGGGCUGUUGAUGCUGAAAAGCCUAUUGGAUGGAUUAUGGAGUUUGUAAAGAAAUAUCUCAAACUUGAAGCAGAUGAGAAAUUAUUCCUGUAUGUGAAUCAGACUUUUGCGCCAUCACCAGAUCAGAUUGUCAGGAAUCUUUAUGAGUGCUUCGGUACAGAUGGGAAACUGGUCCUGCAUUACUGCAAAAGCCAAGCUUGGGGCUGAAGACUGAUGUUAAUUAUAAGGCUGCAACAAAUAUAUUGAAGAAACACUCUAUAUUUAGUUUUGUCAAUCUGUUUGUUUUUAUAGUUUAUUUUCAAUCAUAUGAUUUGGAACAUAUUACCAAAAAAAUAAUCAUGCAACCUAUAUUCAAAUAGUCAUUGUUGCAUUAUAACUUAGUGUACCCUUGUACGUGUAGUGUUCUUUAAUAAUAUAGACAUUACCAAGGCUACCACCACCCUGCCUAUUUCUUACGUGAAGCAGUGAUGCGUUUUGGUUUGAAGGCAGCCGUUGUAAC
Messenger RNA from Bombyx mandarina (wild silkworm), 754 nucleotides. RefSeq names its product Autophagy-related 12 (gene Atg12). Gene Ontology annotation, biological process: autophagy of mitochondrion; protein lipidation involved in autophagosome assembly; piecemeal microautophagy of the nucleus. Gene Ontology annotation, cellular component: Atg12-Atg5-Atg16 complex; cytoplasm; autophagosome membrane. NCBI's taxonomy places the organism in Eukaryota, Metazoa, Arthropoda, Insecta, Lepidoptera, Bombycidae. Gene Ontology annotation, molecular function: Atg8-family ligase activity. The record is from RefSeq and is a predicted model, not a curated record.